Molecule: messenger RNA, 4195 nt
Organism: Procambarus clarkii (red swamp crayfish)
Lineage: Eukaryota; Metazoa; Arthropoda; Malacostraca; Decapoda; Cambaridae
Product: centrosomal protein of 120 kDa
Biological process (GO): interkinetic nuclear migration; centrosome cycle; positive regulation of centriole elongation
Cellular component (GO): centrosome; centriole
Source: RefSeq, a predicted model, not a curated record
AGUGGGAGAUGGCGGCGUCUUGGCGGGGGACGGAGAGUGACGCGUCCUGAUACACGCUGGACGUAAACAAAACUAUGGUGGCCUCCAGAGUGCCUGGCUUUACUCGUGCUCACAACAUCACGCCCACGCAAUAUAUCUCGUAAAGCGACAGGAGGACGAGUGACACGACUGUAGCAGACGCGGCGAUGGUGCAAGAGGGAGUGUAGCGAGCGGACACGGGUAGAAUUGGAGAGGGCAAAGACAAGGGCGCCAUUGGUGAUUCCAGAGAGUUGUCACUCCGACCCGGCCAGCAUGAAGGGUGACCUGACGGUGGUGUUGUCAGUGUACGAGGGGGAGGGUAUGCAGCCUCGGGAGAAGUGGAAGGUGGUGGUGACGGCUCACCUGGAAGGCAAAGUGGUCUCCACCGACCCUGUGCCCCUCUCAAGUGAGCCGAAUAUUAGUCAGGAGAUGUCAUGGGACGUUUCCCCAUCAACCCUUCACAAGUACAAGAAUGCCCGAGUGCCGUUGCGUAUUGAGUGUCAUGCCGUGGACAGCAACAAUGAUCACCACUUGGUUGGUUACAUCAUCCUUCCACUCGUCUCAGCUGUCCAGGGAGAAAUGAUUGAUAAAAAAUGGCACCGAUUACUCGGAGGACCGUCAGUGCCUCAGAGGAUGCCUCCGAGGUUACUGCUCUGCCUCAAUGUAUUCUCAGAAGCAACCAAGGGAGCUGAACCUAUGAACGUGUGCCAGGAGAAUGAGCUGCAUAUUGAUAGUGAGAACAUCAGAGAAUUGAACUUUCCGUCUCGUCGCUCGGUAUCCAAGUCGAGUGGUGUUCAAAGGCAAAAUUCUGUGAAUUCAGUUCAAGAAGUUUUGAAUCGUUCACUUGACUCAAGAAGUGGCAUGUUAUGUGAUAGUAAAAAGAAUACGGAUCUUCAAACAAAAGAGAAACAUCCCUCCACAAAGGGAGAAAUCAUGACUAUGGACAAAGAUUUGACCAGGAUGGCAACUCGACUCACUUCUCGUUCAAGUGUCAAUAAUUUACGGGCCGUAGGGGAAGUCAAACAGGAGGUGCGGGAAUACUCUGUUGAUGAUGAGGACCGUGAUGACUCUGAGAAUAGGUUUAAUGCUAAAACACGCAACUUGAGAAGUUGCAAGAACCAGUCGGCGGCGCAUAGUCAAAAUGCAGAACAUCCCGCAUACACCAGUCCAAGAGGUAUUUCUCGGCACUCUAUGACCAGCCCGAGUAAAGAUAGCCAUAUUCAACCAAGUGUUAACCAAAGUGGUGGUACUUAUUCCCCGGCUGGUGGUAUUCCAAUCAGGAGAACAAAUCAACAAUCUGGUGUUCUGAGUUCACCCAACAGCUCCAUUAAAGAAAAUGGCCAUAAGUCGACUUCACAAGCAGCAAAUGAGAAUGACUUUGUUAUGGCAAUUCCGAGCACCUCGAGUGGAACGAUUGGUAGAUCUAAACCCAGUACGGAGAUGACACAAAUAAUUCCUCGGCUGAAUGAAAAUGGUGGCUUCUUUCAGAUUGGUCCCAUCGGUGAUCCGGAUGAAAAAACCUUCCACUUCUCUGUCACCAUAGUGUAUGCAAAGAACCUUGACCAGGUCCUUCCCAAAGACCUCAAAGUGGCCGAGUCGGACACGCUGCGUUUCUGUUACUCCUUGCUGGGCCACAUUGUCUACACCGACUCAAUAAAAGACCUCACAAACCCUGACUUUCUAGCAGAGAGAGCAGCAGGCAAAGUGCGUUCCACGUCGCUGAAUGUGUCCUCGUACUUUCAGCAGCAUCCAGAGUUUCCCAUCCAUCUCCUCAUUGGCGAUGUCUGCCUGGCAACUAGCAACAUAAAUCUAAGCUCAUUUGAAAGCGCAGGAGAUUGUCUCACACCUGAAACGCCAAUCACGGUCGAGGGGAGUUUUCCCCUAUUGCCGGUCAUGUUAAAUCCUUUACUUUGGUCUCCAGCCAAGGAACCAGUGCUAGGAGUUAUCAUCCAACUCUCUGUCUCACUUGAGAAUGAAAGUAACACUCAAUAUUAUCCACCAAUGAUAAAGGAGAACUUCGGCACUGGAAGAGCAUUGAUCAUGAUGGACUAUCUCUCCUCGGCAUCCUCAAGUGACGAUGCGAGCGAAUAUGAAAAGGAGCACAGGAUACCCUGGUCCAACCAAAAUGACGGGUCCAGCGGCUACUAUGUGGAAGAUGGGAAAAACAAAAAGUACAAGGUAAAAAAGCAGAGGCACGGACAAAGAGACUUGCUCUCACGGUGGCAGCACCAACGCAAGAGUCUCAUGUAUGAUGCAGCCAUGGAGGUUGAGACUUGGAAAGAAGAUCAACAACACAUAUUUUGGGAACAGUGGAGUGCUCGUGAGGCUGAGUUGCAGAACCAUUUAGCAUCGGAGUGGCAGGAGAGGAUCAGCAGUGUGGAGACACAACUACAGAGUCGCCUCGACCAGUGCGACACACUACACAAAACCCUCACAUCUGCUUUACUGAAUGUUGGCAUUAAGGAGAAAAAUGUUGCAUUGAGGGAAGAGAAGGUAAGAUCACUACAACAAGAGGUUAAAAGGCAGAAGCGUGAGUUGAAGCAAAGAGAGAGUGCAUCAGUUAAAGUUGACAAGAGACAAAGAAAACGUAAAAUGGAGGAGGCGGAUGAACUGCAAGUACAGCUGCAAAAUGAAAAGAGUAGGAGAAAACAACUGCAGAGACAGGUGCGGGAGUUGGAGGCAGCCAGCAGAGCCGCUACUGAAGCUGCAGAAGCUACGCAACUUGGGAAUCAAGUGAAAAUGCAGGAGAUUAAGUCUCUGAAGGAAGACAAGGAACGUUUGGUGGAACAGCUGAAUGCGGCAUUAAAGAGGAAACAGUAUUAUAAAUUGCAGUGGGUACGCCUGGUGGGGCAAAUGCAUAACAUGCACACUGCACGUGUCCACGACACUCCUGAUGUCAGAAUGGAUAUGGAGAGGUCAGAGCCAUAUUUUGUUAAUCCACAGCCCAAUAAACAAUUGAAAUAUAAAGAAGACAACACAGUUCAUGACAUUGGGGGGAAAAUUACAAGACGUGUAGAAAUGGCAAGACGAGGACAGAGUGAUGCAGCGCGAGGUGAAACAGAGUUUGGGGAGAGUGGUCGGAGGGAAAGAUGGAGGAAGGGGGUAGGCCCAGGCAAGAGUUCACAGCCAAGCAAAAUCCUAGAAAAUGUAUUAAAGGAAAGGCAGGAGCUGGAGAGGCGGGUGAGAAGGAAUGAUCAUAAAGAAGCUGGGCAAGGAUCCACAGAUUAUUCUGCAGCCAUUAAAGAAGCAGAGAGGAAGCUUCGCUCUCUGGAGACGGGCAAUUGGGAAGCUUCGUAAUGGAGAUGGGCGCUGUGUUGCAAGCAGUGUGGGGGGGUUACAAAGCAGGUACUGAAGUAUUAGGCAUAUAACAAGUAAAGCUGCAACUUUUAUAAUAUUAGUUGGUGAAGGAUUUUUUUUUUUUUGUAAAAAAGAACUCGUUACAGCAUAUUGUUAAAGACGGAUGUAGUUGACACACAAUGGUUAACAAAAUUUACAAUUUAUUUUGACAUUCCAGGCGUAAUAUGACGGUGAUAGUUAUUAUCAAUGAAGUGUCAGUUAUAUAUUGUGAUCAAUACUAAGAUUGACCACAAAUUAAAAAAAUCUUUCAAAACAUGUAUAGCAAGGUAAAAAUAAUUUUGAGGUCAGGAUUUGACAUUGCACACUAAAUAUUCCAAAACUUUACAUGCCAUGUAUUGCAGCUUCUGUUAUGUGUUGACAUAAGACCUGAAAUGUCACAGUAAAAGUACCCGUUGGUCAAUGAGGCAUUUGUGUCUGUAAAUGACGACUUAAAACCUAGAAGUCUUGGCUGUUCACGUAGCAUGUUGCUAGUGUCUACACUUGGGCGGCUUGUGUAGACAGCUGGCGAGGUGGGAUGCAGUCCUGUCGUGGAUAUGCAUUGGUCGGUGUUUGAGGGUAAUCAUCUCUCCACAUUAUAGUUUUAAGCUAAUUAAUAUUUUUGUAUUUUUUCUUACUUCUGAAAAGCAUUUACAAAUUACCUUUUUAAGUUGUUUUCAAAGUUCAAGAUUAUAGAAAAUGUUGAGAGAGAGACAUUUGAGGAGGAUUAUGUGGAGCGCACUAAGAGCCUAAUUCUGUUGUUCCCGAGCAGCGGGAACUUUUGUAAAUAUGUUGUGUUCCUUUAUAUAUUACUGUACUCUCAAAUAAAAUAAACUCACUGCCA